Molecule: messenger RNA, 1735 nt
Organism: Tinamus guttatus (white-throated tinamou)
Lineage: Eukaryota; Metazoa; Chordata; Aves; Tinamiformes; Tinamidae
Source: RefSeq, a predicted model, not a curated record
AUGACCUUGAUGAAAGAGAGUUUCUACGAGGCUCUUCUACCCUCUUCUGAGGUGGCCGAGGCCAAUGCGGACGACUCCAGGGAGGAGGAGAAGGCUGCACUGCAGUCUGGGGCGAGGACUGGAAUAGCGGAGCUGAGCAAGCAAGGGGCUGGGAGGCUAGUCAUGCACAGCAUGGCCAUGUUCGGCCGGGAGUUCUGCUACGCUGUGGAGGCCGCCUUUGUCAUGCCAGUGCUGCUCACUGUAGGGCUGCCCAAGAACCUCUACAGCCUCGUGUGGCUCAUCAGCCCUAUCCUGGGCUUUAUGCUGCAGCCUGUGGUAGGUUCAGCCAGUGAUCACUGCACCUCUAGCUGGGGCAAGAGGCGACCUUACAUUCUGGGUCUGGGCAUCAUUAUGCUGGUAGGCAUGGCUUUGUACCUCAAUGGGGACGUGCUGAUCUCAGUGGGGGGAGGAGUGUGUCCUUAUAGAUUGAUUUAUCCUCUGUCUUGGGUAUCUCUGAUGUUGUAUAUGCUGUUGUCAAUUGAUGUCCCCAUCAAAGUGUAUUUAUUUGAUGUCUGCUCUCAUCAGGAAAAAGAGAAGGGUCUGCAUUACCAUGCCCUCCUUACAGGCUUGGGAGGAGCCCUAGGUUACCUGACAGGGGCUGUGGACUGGAGUAAGACCAUACUGGGACAUCAUUUGGUAUCUGAGUUCCAGGUGAUGUUGUUCUUUGCAGCCUUAGUUUUCCUGCUCUGCCUCAUUCUACACUUGUGUAGUAUCCCUGAAGUCCCCCUCAAAUAUGAAAGCAAAGAGACCAAGUUCUUGUUGGAAGUGGAUGAACUCCGUCAGUAUAAAUCCAUAGAGGAAAUCAAGAAUGGUUACUUAAAAUCAGCAUGUUCUGAAAUAAAAGCUGCACCUAAACCAAUGAAAUCCUCUAGUCCAUCGCACACAGACACUCAGCCGCGGAUGACCCUUAAAUCGCUCCUGAAGACGCUUAUAAGCAUGCCAUCCCACUAUCGCUACCUGUGCGUGAGCCACCUCUUCGGAUGGAUGGCUUUCCUGUCCAACAUGCUCUUCUUCACAGAUUUCAUGGGACAGAUUGUGUACAAGGGCAGUCCCUACGUGCCUCGCAACUCCACCCUUUACCUUGCCUAUGAAAGAGGAGUGGAAGUUGGAUGCUGGGGGCUGUGCAUUAAUGCAGUUUCUUCAUCACUCUAUUCUUACUUGCAGAAAGCCCUUCUGCCAUAUAUAGGAUUAAAGGGACUUUAUUUCAUUGGAUACCUACUUUUUGGAUUAGGUACUGGCUUAAUUGGCUUGUUUCCCAACUAUUCCACCCUGGCUCUAUGCUCCCUCUUUGGUGUCAUGUCCAGCACACUGUACACAGUGCCAUUCCACCUCAUUGCAGAGUAUCAUCAGGAAGAAGAGAACCCGAAGCUGCAGGAUGGAGAGCAACCUGGCACACAUGGGCGUGGGAAGGGCAUUGACUGAGCCGCCCUCACUUGCAUGGUGCAGCUGGCCCAGAUCAUUCUUGGUGUGGGCCUCGGCCUCCUGGUUAGUGUUGCUGGCAGCACGGUCACGGUGAUUUCGGCAUCCACCGUGGCACUGAUUGGCUGCUGCUUCGUUGCCUUUUGUGUUCGAUAUGUGGGGUAAGCCACAGGGGAGCGUUUUCUUUCUGGUUCAGGAGCACUGGUGCUGGUGCCAUGCUGAGGUUGCUGGCACGUCCUCUUCUUUUACCUCCUUGGAAUGGUUGCAAUUCCAGAGU